Molecule: messenger RNA, 1065 nt
Organism: Striga hermonthica
Lineage: Eukaryota; Viridiplantae; Streptophyta; Magnoliopsida; Lamiales; Orobanchaceae
Source: the annotation of a GenBank genome assembly
AUGGCAGCUGGUAAAGUCGUUGAGAAGAUGCUGACCGACAAUAUUUUCGUUCAACAUUCGGAUAAUCUGCCAGAAACAUCACUGCAAAGCUCAAAUCAAGACUAUGUCAAACCCCAGGAUGAUUUGGAUGCACAGGAAACUGUCAAGUUCCAAGAAAUUGUACCUUUGAAUGUCGGGAAUAUUUUGGUCCGUGAGAAUACUUAUGUUUCAAUGAAGUGGGAAUCUCUAAUUAGAGGAGCUCUCAACAAGAAAACGGUAAAGGACAAAAGAAUACAAAAGGCAGAAGUUGGGGAGGUGCAAAGAAUUUAUCCCCUGAAGACAAUUGGCUCCAAUAAUUCAAGUGCUCAAGAUUAUGAGUGCAUUAUAAGUAAACAAAUGGUGGGAAUUUAUAUCACCGUGUGGGUCCGGACCGAACUGCAAGGCUAUAUAAGCCAUUUGAGCGUCUCAUGUGUCGGCUGUGGCAUCUUGGGGCGCCUGAAAAAUAAGGGUUCAGUUUCCAUCAGAUUUUGCCUGCGUGAAACGAGCUUCUGCUUCGUGUGCUGUCAUUUAGCUUCGGGUGGUAAAGAAGGAGACGAGAGAUACAGAAAUGCAGAUGCAGGACAUAUAUUGGCACACACACUUUUUCCAGUCGAACCCCUCCAUCAUCUGCCAAGGAAAAUCCUUGACCACGAUCGGGUGAUUUGGCUAGGGGAUCUGAAUUACAGGAUUUACCUGCCCGAGGCUACUACAAGAUCGUUGGUGAAGAAUAAAGAGUGGAGCAUCUUAUUAGAAAAUGAUCAGCUGAAAGCUGAGCUGACGAAAGACCAUGUCUUUGAGGGUUGGCAUGAAAAAAAAAUCAACUUUGCACCCACGUACAAGUAUCAUCAGAACUCGGACGACUAUUAUGGAUCCAAUCAAAAAACUGAAGCACAGAGGAUGAGGGCCCCAGCAUGGUGUGAUAGGAUAAUUUGGCACGGGGAAGGUUUAAAGCAGAUUCAGUACGAGAGAGUCGAGUCUCGAUUAUCUGAUCAUAGACCCGUUCGAGCGAUUUUCGAAGCAUAUGUUUCGAGUAUCCUUGAAGUUUGA